This is a messenger RNA of Bacillus rossius redtenbacheri, 1174 nucleotides long. RefSeq names its product eukaryotic translation initiation factor 3 subunit I (gene eIF3i). Gene Ontology annotation, molecular function: RNA binding; translation initiation factor activity; protein binding. Bases 134 to 1132 code for a protein of 332 amino acids. The transcript has 6 exons. Lineage: Eukaryota; Metazoa; Arthropoda; Insecta; Phasmatodea; Bacillidae. Gene Ontology annotation, cellular component: eukaryotic translation initiation factor 3 complex, eIF3m; cytoplasm. The record is from RefSeq and is a predicted model, not a curated record. Gene Ontology annotation, biological process: cytoplasmic translational initiation.
AAGCUCUCUAUGAUAUAUAUGCUCAAUGGUUGUUCACAUUCCCGAGAGAGAGACCCAGCGGAAUUUUUGGUUAUGUGUGGUUUGUUUGAGCUAUUUUAGAUCCGGUUGUUUGGUAUAAAUAUCUAAGAGAAAUAUGAAGCCACUCAUGCUGCAUGGUCACGAGCGGUCCAUCACGCAGAUCAAGUAUAACCGCGAAGGGGACCUCCUGUUCUCGUCGGCCAAGGACCAGUGCCCCAACGUGUGGUACUCCAUCAACGGGGAGCGCCUGGGCACCUUCGAUGGUCACCAGGGCGCAGUGUGGGCCAUCGACAUCAACUGGGAGACGACGCGCUUCAUGUCGGGGGCUGCGGACCAGUUCCUCCGCAUCUGGGACUGUGCCACAGGCAAGGAGAUCGGCAACAUCCGUGCCCAGUCGUCUGUGCGGACGUGCAACUUCAGCUACAGCGCCAACAUGGCUGCCUACUCCACGGACAAGCAGUUGCGCCAACAGUGCGAGAUGAACAUCAUAGAUGUGCGAACCGUUGAUGAGUCUAUAGGCAGCUCGGAGCCGAUCCUGCGCAUCCCGUUCAGCGACUCGAAGGUGACGUCGCUGCUGUGGGGGUCCCUGGACGAGACCGUCAUCGUGGGCCUGGAGAGCGGGGAGAUCUCCCAGUGGGACCUCAGGAACGGCAAGAACCUGGCCACGGUGAAGGACCACACCAACUCCAUCAACGACAUGCAGAUGAGCAAGGACGGCACCAUGUUCAUCACCGCGUCCAAGGACAAGACGGCCAAGCUGUUUGACUCGGACACGCUCAUGUGCCUCAAGUGCUACAAGACGGAGCGGCCGGUCAACAGUGCCGCCAUCUCGCCCAUCCUGGACCACGUGGUGCUGGGUGGUGGACAAGAGGCCAUGGACGUGACCACAACAUCGACGCGCAUCGGGAAGUUCGACUCGCGCUUCUUCCACUUGGUGUUUGAGGAAGAGUUUGGGCGCGUGAAGGGCCACUUCGGCCCCAUCAACAGCGUGGCCUUCCAUCCAGACGGCAAGAGUUACAGCAGCGGCGGGGAAGAUGGUUACAUCCGCAUUCACAACUUUGAUUCCUCGUAUUUCGAAUUCAGCUUUGAGGCGCAGGUUGAGCCUUCCAAGUGAUGGAACUGAUGUUCAAAUAAAUGUUUGUAUGUUCAUGGUAAA